AUGAGAAAUUCUACAUAUAUCCCGAUAAGCGUAGUAGAGACAAAACCACUACCAUAUUAAAUGAUUUCAGCCUCAUCUCCUAGAGGAAUCCCAGUAAAGCAGAUAAAUUCGCCACUUUCUAGCUAAGGUUUUACUUAUGUCACUAAGGAAGCAUAAAAUUAGGUACCAGUUAUUGUAUAAAAAGAGCUAUAAUUAGUUGAAGAUACUUCUAAAAUAAAUAACCUCCAAUAAUAGAUGAAUUCUUUAAUUGAAUAAAACAAUUUUUUUUAAAGAUAAUUAGAAAUAGCUCGCAAUAAACCACCAAUUAUUUAAGAAAAAAUACAUGUAGUUGAAGACACUUCAAAAAUAGAUUAGCUAAACAGAUAAUUUACAAAUUUAUUAGAGGAUAUGAGGAAUAUUCAUACUAAAAACCUCAAUAAAGAAGAAGAAAAUGUUUUCCUAAAAAACUAAAUUAACUAGUUAAGCUCUCUUCAUAAGCAAUCUGAAGCUUAAAAUAAUUUAUUAAACUCUAGGGUUAAAGAUAUAAGCUAGGAGCUAGAUUAAGUAAGACAAACAAACAAAAUCCUUAUACAGUAAAAUCAAUCAUCAACUUCAUAAAUAGAGUAGCUUUAAACAAAUAUUAAUUAAUACUUAGAUGAAAUAAGGAAAAAAAAUUAGGUGCUUGAUUUUAGUAAUAUUAAAAUAUCACAGAUGGAAUAAUAACUAACAGAAAUGAAAAAUCUUAAAUUAAAUCUUAGCAUAAUGGAAACGUCAAAUUAGGCUAAGAGUUCAAAGUUAAAUGAACUUGAAAAUAUUAAAUAUCUACUUACUUUAGAAGGGGCAGAGAAGGAGAAUAAAAUAAAUGAAUUGGUAUAUAGGAUAGAAGAUUAAAAAAAUAUAAUAAAUGAAUUGCAGUUUAAUUUAUCUGAAGUUUAAAGAGCUCUCAAUAAAGCUGAAGAUUUCAUACAAAACCAAUCAAAUAUGAUAAAAUAGCAAAUCGAUGAUAGAAACCAACUACUUUAUGAGCAUAGCCAGAAAACAGCCACUUUAGAGACUUAAUUAUUGAAAAUGCAUGAUCUACAAAUAGAAUUAUAAAAUUAAGAACUUCUUCUAAAACAAAAGAAUUUAGUCAUAAAAGAUUUAGAUAAUCAAAAGAAUUCUGCUAUUUUGGAGAACCUUUAGAAGGAAAAAGAAUUAAUAGAGUAAGGCAAAAAAAUGGAAGAGUUAACUGAGAGUCUUAAUUCUUUGUAAUAGACUAUCCUGCUUCUUCAAUAAGAUAUUUAGAAAUAAGAAAUUUUGAUUGAUUCUUAAAAUAGUUUAAUUUCUAAAAAAAAUUAAGAAUACAAUGAUUUAAUAGAGAGAUAUGAUCAGAAAGUAAGUGAAUGCGAGUUAAAGGCAGUCUAAUUGAAUAACAGCAAGUAAGAAAUUGAUAAUUUAAAUAAAGUUAUAAGAGUAAAAAAUAAAAAAAUUGGAGAUUAAGAAAGCUAUUAGAAAUAGUUAGAAGCUGAAACUGUAAGAAAAAUAAAGGAAAUAGAUGAACUGAAGAUGCAAUUAAGCCAACUAAACUAAACCCUAGACACAAACUAACAAACAAUUUUGCUCAUGCAAGAUAAUCUUAAUAAAUCUGAAGAAUACAUUAAGAGUUAAUCUAAUGUUAUUCAAAAUUAAAUUAAAGAAAAAAAUCAAUUGAACGAUGAAAUUAAUGAAAAAUCCAAAUAAAUUGAGAGUUAUUAAUCUAAACAGAGUGAAUUAAAGGUCUCUACUGAAAUUUUAGAGAAGACUAUACAUACCAAAGGCAAGCAAAUAUAAGAGUAAGAAGCUGAUAGAAUUAAACUUAUUUCUGAAAAUUAAAGAAAAGAUGAAAAAAUUCAAUAACUGAUCAUAUAAACUGAUGAAUAGGCAAAAAUUAUUAACACACUUUAACUUACUAUCGAAGAUCUAUAAGAUUCAAUAGCAAACUCAGAAAAAUUAAUAUUUAACUAAUCAAAAGUAAUAAAAGAUCAAAUUGAAGAAAUUUAAAAACUUUGUGAUAAAAAUGAGUCAUUUGCUGCUAAAAUAACUAAUUAGGAAACCAUGAUAAAGGAUCUUAAUUAUAAUAUAGAGACUUUAAUUAAAAACAAGUAAGAACUCAAAUUGGAAAUAGAGCAUUUAUAAUCGAUAGAAGGAAGAGUCAAGCUAUUAAAUAGAGAAUUAGAUGAGGAAAAAUAGUAUUCACUAAUUAAAGUAAAAGAAAAUGAUUUGUAUAAAAGCUAAAUUUCAAAUUUAGAUUUUUAAGUAAAAAAACAAAUAUUAAAAUGUGGAAAUUAAUCUCCCAUGCAACAAAGACUAGAAAAAUUUAUGAAUUUUGAAGAUACAAUUAAAAGAUAAAAGUUUUAAGUUAGCGAAUUAAGUCCUAAUAGAAAUUCUAAUUUAAUCUAAAAAAAUUAAAAAUUGAUAGAAAAAGCUGAACAAGUUAUAAGGAAUGCAUCUAAUCUUACUUAUAGUCAGUUAAGGAGUUAAUCACCUCCUUACUCUCCUUCAUAAUAAUCAUAUGUUAAGUGA
Molecule: messenger RNA, 2520 nt
Organism: Tetrahymena thermophila SB210
Lineage: Eukaryota; Ciliophora; Oligohymenophorea; Hymenostomatida; Tetrahymenidae
Exons: 5
Source: RefSeq, a predicted model, not a curated record